This is a messenger RNA of Aspergillus neoniger CBS 115656, 408 nucleotides long. RefSeq names its product peptidylprolyl isomerase family protein FPR2 (gene fkbp3). The record is from RefSeq and is a predicted model, not a curated record. Lineage: Eukaryota; Fungi; Ascomycota; Eurotiomycetes; Eurotiales; Aspergillaceae. Gene Ontology annotation, molecular function: peptidyl-prolyl cis-trans isomerase activity. The coding region runs from base 1 to 408 and encodes 135 amino acids. The transcript is spliced from 2 exons. Gene Ontology annotation, biological process: protein peptidyl-prolyl isomerization.
AUGCGCUUCCCAACCCUCGCCACCCUCCUCACCCUCUCCCUCACCACCUUCGCCUCCGCCUCUAACCUCGGAAUCGAAGUCACCCACUCGGUUGAAUGCACCCGCAAGACCCAAAUCGGAGAUACAGUGUCCAUGCACUACCGGGGCAAGCUCGCGUCGGAUGGAUCCGAGUUCGAUGCUAGUUAUAACCGCGGCACUCCGUUGAAGUUUAAGUUGGGGGCUGGGAGGGUUAUUAAGGGAUGGGACCAAGGUCUCCAGGACAUGUGCAUUGGAGAGAAGCGCACGUUGACGAUUCCGCCUGAACUGGGAUACGGGGACCGGGGCAUUGGACCGAUUCCUGGCGGUGCGACGUUGAUCUUUGAGACAGAGUUGGUGGGUAUUCAGGGGGUAAAGAAGGAUGAGUUGUAA